Messenger RNA from Gaeumannomyces tritici R3-111a-1, 525 nucleotides. RefSeq lists its product as hypothetical. Bases 1 to 525 code for a protein of 174 amino acids. The record is from RefSeq and is a predicted model, not a curated record. The transcript has 2 exons. Lineage: Eukaryota; Fungi; Ascomycota; Sordariomycetes; Magnaporthales; Magnaporthaceae.
AUGUCCCGCCUCUUCCCCCACGCCGACUACGCCGAGGACCAGCCGCUCCACCGCACCAUCCUGGCCACCCACGUGGCCGCCCGCGCCGCCACCACCGGCACCCUCGCCGGCGCGGCCGUGCUCAGCGCACGCGCCCUGCUGCCAAAGAGAGCCGCCACACCGACGACAAAGACACCAGCACCCGCCGCGACUGCCGCCGCGCUGAGGCUCCUGCGCGCCUCGGGCUCGGGUGUUGCGUGGGCCACGGCGCUGGCGGGGCUGUACCUCGGGGCGUCCAUGGCGCGGUGGGAGCCGAUCGAGUACCUCGAGACGGACGACUGGACCGUGGCGGGGACCGCGGCGGGCGUCGCGGCGGCCACGGCGGUGGCCUCGUCUGGCGGCGGCGGCGUCAGGGCUGGGGUGCGGCUGCUGGGCUGGAGGGGCCUGCUCGGCGCGGCCGGGUCGGGUAGCGUGGUCGGCAUGGUCGGCUAUCUGGGCUGGAGGUACGGGGUUAAAAAGGGGCAGCGGGAGGCUGUGGCGCUGUGA